This is a messenger RNA of Microthlaspi erraticum, 2211 nucleotides long. The record is from the annotation of a GenBank genome assembly. Lineage: Eukaryota; Viridiplantae; Streptophyta; Magnoliopsida; Brassicales; Brassicaceae.
AUGAAGAGAGGUACUCUUUCUGCCUUCAGAAAUUCCAUUCAGCUCUUUUCACUUUCAUCUUUCCGAGAUACUCGUGGACUCCGAUUCUCAACGAGAACUGAGUCUAGACCUUUCCCUGAUUAUUCUCCAAAGAAAGCUUCAGUCAGAGACACUGAAUUGGUUCACCAAAUCACCAACGUGAUUAAGCUGCGUCGCGCUGAGCCUCUGAGGCGGAGUCUAAAGCCUUACGAAUGCAAAUUCAGAACCGAUCACUUGAUUUGGGUUCUGAUGAAGAUCAAGUGUGAUUACAGGUUGGUUCUCGAUUUCUUCGACUGGGCUCGCUCCCGCCGAGACUCGAACCUCGAAUCCCUUUGCAUCGUCACUCAUUUGGCUGUGGCAUCGAAGGAUCUAGAAUCGGCGCAUUCUCUUGUAAGCAGCUUUUGGGAGAGGCCAAAGCUGAAUGUUACUGAUUCCUUUGUACAGUUUUUUGAUCUUUUAGUCUACACAUACAAGGACUGGGGCUCUGAUCCUCGUGUAUUCGAUGUCUUCUUCCAAGUGCUCGUUGAAUUUGGAAUGCUCAGUGAAGCGAGGAAAGUCUUUGAGAAGAUGUUGAACUACGGAUUGGUUCUCUCUGUUGAAUCCUGCAAUUUCUACCUUGACCGUCUCUCCAAAGACUGCAAUCAAUCUGCAAACGCUGUUGUAGUGUUCAGGGAGUUUCCGCAAGCUGGUGUUUGCUGGAAUGUUGCUUCUUAUAACAUCGUGAUUCAUUGUGUUUGUCAGCUUGGGAGAAUCAUCGAAGCUCACCAUCUUCUCCUGGUUAUGGAGUUGAAAGGUUACACUCCUGAUGUAAUAAGUUAUAGUACAGUGAUAAACGGAUACUGUAGAUUUGGGGAAGUUGAAAAAGUUUGGAAGCUCAUUGAGGAAAUGAAACAGAAGGGGCUGAAGCCAAAUUCUUAUACUUAUGGUAGCAUAAUCCGUUUGCUAUGCAGGAGUUGUAAGCUGAGAGAAGCAGAGGAGGCUUUUCGAGAGAUGAUAAGGCAGGGGAUAGUUGCGGAUACUGUAGUAUACACAACUCUGAUUGAUGGUUACUGCAAGCAAGGGAAUGUUAGGGCUGCGUCGAAGUUUUUCUAUGAGAUGCAGUCUCUGGGUGUUAUACAGGAUGUUUUGACAUAUACAGCUAUUAUAUCAGGGUUUUGUCAGAUUGGGGACAUGGUUGAGGCUAGGAAACUAUACGAUGAAAUGGUUUCCAGGGGUUUAGAGCCUGAUAGCUUUACUUUUACUGAGCUUAUAAAUGGAUAUUGCAAGGCAGGGCAGAUGAAAGAUGGGUUUAGUGUCCACAAUCACAUGAUUCAGGCUGGUUGCUCUCCAAAUGUUGUCACCUACACUGCAUUGAUAGAUGGGCUUUGCAAGGAAGGGGACUUGGACUCAGCGAAUGAUCUUAUCCAUGAGAUGUGGAAAUUAGGUCUUCAGCCAAAUACUUUUACUUAUAAUUCUGUUGUCAAUGGUCUAUGUAAGUCAGGGAAUAUCGAGGAGGGGGUUAAACUUGUUGGGGAAUUUGAAGCUGCAGGGGUGAAUGCAGACACUGUCACUUACACGACGUUGAUGGAUGCAUACUGUAAAGCAGGGGAGAUGGCUAAGGCUCAAGAGGUUUUGAAGGAGAUGCUCGGGAGAGGGCUUCAACCUACAGUUGUCACAUUCAACGUGCUAAUGAAUGGGUUUUGUUUGAAUGGGAUGUUGGAAGAUGGUGAGAAGCUUCUUAACUGGAUGUUGGCGAAAGGUAUAGCGCCUAAUGCAACCACUUAUAAUUCUCUUGUGAAGCAGUAUUGCAUUAGGAAUGACCUCAAGGCAGCAACUGCAAUGUUUAAGGACAUGUGUUCUCGGGAAGUAGGACCUGAUGGUAAGACGUAUGAGAAUUUGGUCAAAGGCCAUUGCAAGGGUAGGAACAUGAAGGAGGCAUGGUUUUUGUUCCGGGAAAUGAAGGAGAGAGGGUUUAGUGUCUCAGGCAGCACUUAUAGCGCUCUCGUUAAAGGGUUCAUUAAGAGGAAGAAGUUCGUGGAGGCGAGAGAAGUUUUUGAUCAGAUGAGAAGAGAAGGAUUAGCUGCUGAUAAAGAAAUUUUUGACUUUUUCACUGAUACGAAAUACAAGGACAGGAAGCCAGAUACUAUUGUAGAUCCUGUGGAUGAAAUAAUAGAGAAUUAUCUUGUGGAUGAGGAACUAAGGGAAGCCAAUUAG